AUGGGGUUCCCUGUAGACACGACUGUCUGCAAGGGACUCUCUCAUUUGAAGGUGGCGUUGAAGAACGUGGGAUUCUCGAAAAGACAUGUUGCACAGAAGUGCCAGCUGGUUGCUGCUAUUCUCCAUCUGGGUAACCUGGAAUUCCAUACCGAUCGCUCUCGCAACGAAGACGCUGCUGUCGUGGGCAACACGGAUGUCCUCGAUAUCGUCGCAGAUUUCUUGGACGUGCAGCCGGAAGCUUUGGAGGCUGCGCUAUCGUACAGAAUGAAGAUGGGGAAGAAGGAACUAUGUACAAUCUUCCUGGAUCCCGAUGGUGCCUCUGAUAACCGAGAUGAACUCGUGAAGCCGCUAUACUCCCUCCUGUUUGCAUGGUUGAACAAACACAUCAACCAGCGCCUUUGCCACGACGACUUCAAUAUGUUCAUUGGACUGUUUGACUUACCCGGCCCCCAGAACAUGACUAGCCGGCCUAGAUCAGUUCUGCAUCAACUUCGCUAA
This is a messenger RNA of Sparassis crispa, 498 nucleotides long. RefSeq lists its product as hypothetical. Bases 1 to 498 code for a protein of 165 amino acids. Gene Ontology annotation, cellular component: myosin complex; actin cytoskeleton; vesicle. The transcript is spliced from 2 exons. The record is from RefSeq and is a predicted model, not a curated record. Gene Ontology annotation, molecular function: ATP binding; microfilament motor activity; actin filament binding. Gene Ontology annotation, biological process: vesicle transport along actin filament; actin filament organization. Lineage: Eukaryota; Fungi; Basidiomycota; Agaricomycetes; Polyporales; Sparassidaceae.